Messenger RNA from Ziziphus jujuba (common jujube), 1752 nucleotides. RefSeq names its product protein NRT1/ PTR FAMILY 2.3. Gene Ontology annotation, molecular function: transmembrane transporter activity. The record is from RefSeq and is a predicted model, not a curated record. Bases 31 to 1752 code for a protein of 573 amino acids. The transcript has 4 exons. Lineage: Eukaryota; Viridiplantae; Streptophyta; Magnoliopsida; Rosales; Rhamnaceae. Gene Ontology annotation, biological process: oligopeptide transport; transmembrane transport. Gene Ontology annotation, cellular component: plasma membrane.
AGGAGCUACAUAAACAGAGUGAGAGAGAGAAUGGAAAACCCAGAGUUGGAUCAGAUGGAAGACAAGGUGAUGAUCUCCGCCCAAACCACACCCACAUGCACUGCUCCUAAACGAGGAGGCUGGACUACCUUCCCCUUCAUUAUAGGAACAGUGACGGGUCUUACCCUAGCCGCCAGUGGGUGGUCGGUGAAUUUGAUGGUAUUUCUCAUACGGAAGUUCAAUGUGAGUAGCAUCGCAGCUACCAAGAUCAACAACGUUGUCAUAGGUUGUAACAGUCUUUUUCCCGUUGUCGGUGCCAUCCUUGCCGACUCUUUCUUCGGCUCCUUCUCCGUCGUCACCGUUUUCUCUUUCGUUUCUUUGCUGGGUAUGACGAUGUUAACCGUGAUAGCUGGAGUCCAAUCCUUGAGGCCUUCAGAAUGUCCAUUUGGAUCAUUAAACCCAUGCGAACAUCCAUCAUGGCUUCAAUAUUUAGUCCUAUAUGCAGCACUAGCUCUGGCUUCACUAGGAGUGGGAGGCACUCGCUAUACAAUAGCAACAAUGGGUGCCAAUCAAUUUGACAAUGUUAAGGACCAAAGGGAUUUCUUUAAUUGGUAUGUUUUGGCCUUGUCUGUUUCCAGUAUCAUAAGCUCCACUGCCAUCGUUUAUGUUCAGGACAAUGUUGGCAGGGGAUUAGGGUUUGGGAUUUGUUUGGUUUCAAAUGCUAUUAGUUUAGCAUUAUUUUUAUUUGGAAAAGCAUUUUACCGGAAAAUUAUACCAAAAGGAAGCCCAUUCGUGAGCAUAGCUAGGGUGGUGGUUUCAGCUAUUCUCAAAAGGAAAAUGGUAUUGAGUUUAACGGAAUCGGAUUACUACUAUGGAACUGAAAUGCCAAAAAUGGGUCACAGUGCAGCAACUCGAAGUUUCAGAUUCUUGAAUCGUGCAGCGUUAAAAACAGAAAAUGACAGAAAGUUCGAUGGCAUUUAUAGAAAAUCAUGGAAGCUAUGCAGCGUGGAAGAAGUAGAAGACCUCAAAACCUUAAUAAGAAUCAUCCCAAUAUGGUCUGCUGGCAUUAUGGUAUCCACCACCAUUGCCAUCUCCGGCAAUCUUACAAUCCUUCAAGCCCUAACAAUGAACAGAAACAUUGGUUCCACAAACUUCAAAAUACCAGCAGCGUCCUUUGUUGUCUUCAACCUUAUAUCCACAAUCAUCGCAAUCAUAAUCUUUAAUCGAGCAUUGAUCCCGCUCUGGGAAAGCCUAACCCAUCACUCUCCAACACCCCUUCAACGUCUAGGGCUUGCCUAUGUCAUCAACAUCAUUUCAUUGGUUAGUUCUGCUUUAAUUGAAACCCAAAGACUUCAUGUGGUUCGAACCCAUGGUUUAACACACAGACCCGGUUCGGUCGUUCCUAUGUCAGCCUUGUGGUUGGUUAUACCCAUGUCCAUUUUGGGUAUAGCUGAGGCAUUUGUUCCGGUUCAAAUCGGUUUGUAUUAUCAAGAGUUUCCGAAAUUUAUGAAGGAUACAUCGACAGCGGUGGUGUCUUUGAUGGUUGGAAUAGGGUUUUAUCUUGGAACUGCAAUUAUCGAUGUUGUGGACCGGAUCACAGGGUGGUUACCAAAUAAUAUAAAUGAAGGUAGAGUGGAUAAUAUGUUUUGGUUGAUGGUAGUGAUUGCGGUGUUGAAUUCUGGGUACUAUUUGGUUUGUGCUAAGCUGUUUAAGUACCGACAUAACGAUGAUGUUGCUAAUGAAGAGUCUAAUAUAGAAUUGAUUGCUCACUGA